Molecule: messenger RNA, 1503 nt
Organism: Trifolium pratense (red clover)
Lineage: Eukaryota; Viridiplantae; Streptophyta; Magnoliopsida; Fabales; Fabaceae
Product: F-box/kelch-repeat protein At3g24760
Exons: 2
Coding region: 199-1329 (376 amino acids)
Molecular function (GO): protein binding
Source: RefSeq, a predicted model, not a curated record
UGAAAAAAGGUCAACAACCGACACAUAUGAUCCACACACCCCUUUCAAUAAUGGAACAAACAACCAAACCAAUCUACUCCAACCAUCCACUACGUGUGACUUUUCUGAGUAUUCUAAGUGUCUUGUUCUCCUAUGUUAUGUUCUAUUCCUCUAUCCAUAUAAUAUCCAAAUACUCCACUUUCAGAUUCACAAAUUAACAUGACAACAGAAAUCACAGAUCUUAGCUUAGACCUCAUAGAAUUCAUCUUAUCACAUCUUCCAAUUCCAACUUUAAUUCAAGCUUCAACAGUUUGCAAAUUAUGGCACACAAUAAUCUCAUCAUCUUCCUUUUCAUCAAACCACAAACACAAACACAAACCUUGGUUUUUCCUUCAUGGUAUUCACAACAUCUCUUCCAAAAAUAAUCAAUCUUUUGCAUUUGAUCCUUCUUCUAACUCUUGGUUCCUUCUUCCAACACCUCAACAACCACUUCACUAUCCUAACAACACUUCAUUCAUUGGUACUUCUUCAUUUUUCUUCAUCACUGCUCCUAACUUUCUCUACACUCCUAUUAUCAACCCUCUUGUUUGGUAUUCUACUCCACCUCUAAAUUUUCCUAGAAUCAAUCCUCUUUUGGGUGUUUUCAAUGAUGAUUGUUCUUUCAAGUUUAUUGUUGUUGGUGGUGUUAGGUUUAUUGGUAAUCUUGUUGAUAUAGAAGAUCGUUUAGAUGUUGAAAUCUAUGACCCUCUUUUGGGUUCUUGGGAUUUAGCACCUCCUCUUCCUGCUGAUUUUAGAUCUGGAAACUCUUCUUCAUCACUUUCAUCUGCUUUAUUCAAAGGGAAAUUUUAUGUUUUUGGGAUUUAUUCAUGUUUUGUUUCUUCUUUUGAUUUGAAACUUUGUGUUUGGAGUGAUGUUAAGAUUGUUAGGCCAAUUGGGGUUGUGUUUUCUUUCAUGAUUGCUUGUAGGGAAAGACUUAUUUUAGCUGGUGUUUGUAAUUCACCAAGUGGGUCUAGUUUCAAUUUAUGGGAGGUUGAUGAAAAAAGUAUGGAUUUUUAUGAGAUUGGUGUUAUGCCUCAUGAUUUGCUUUGUAGUCUUUUUGAUGGUGAUGAAGAUGAUAAAUUUGCUAGCUUGAAGUGUGUUGGAUUGGGUGAUCUUAUAUAUGUUUUUAAUGAGGAUUAUCAUAGGAUGUAUCCGGCUUGUGUUUGCGAAAUUCGGAAUGGGAAAUGUUAUUGGAGGAGGGUGCCUCAAUUGCCAUCACUUAUGAAUAAGUUUCAUAAAGUUGUUAGCUUUUGUUCAAAUGUUUCAUUGCAUAGUAUUUUGGGUGAAGGUCAACACCAUGGACUUCAUUAAGCUCUUCGCGGAUUGUUUUCGACUACUAGGUUGGGGAGUCAGCUAUUUUGUCUACAAAUUAUCUACCAUUAUUGUACUUUUACACUACUUUCAUUUUCCAGUAUUUCAUUAUCCAACACUGCUAUUUUGUGAUUCAACAGAAAAAAGGAGGAAAUACUCAUUGCUGAAAGAAGA